AUGAACGGGAGUGUGUCAGUGAUCGGCGAGGGACAGAACGGCUUCAUCUAUUGUUUCGCCAACCUCCUCUUACCGUUUCGUGUCACCUGGACGGACCCUGACGGCAUGCCCCUCCCGACCUACACGACCACGGAUCCACCUAGCACGGGCGUGGGUGGCGGUGUAGAUGGCGGCGUGGGCGAGAUAUAUGUGGUGUCAGGCGCUUAUCCAAUACCCUUCGCCUGUCUCGUCUUCCGCGGGUUCUCUACACACUUGUCAGGUCGCUACAUGUGCACACUCGCGUACGGCAACACGCGCCUGGCUACGCGCACCACACACCUACACUUCUUUGCGCCCUCUUACCGAGUCGUGCCGCUCCCACGGUGCUUUCUUGUGCCCAGGGGAGGCACCGUGCUCCUCCCCUCUCCUGUGCAAGGCCGCCCCCCGCGCCCUCCCACCUGGACACUGCUGGAGGGGGAGCAGGGCAGUGCCUCCGCCAGGACCCUCAGCGGAAGACUCCUGCUGAAGGGACUGCAGGGUCCCGCGGGGUGGCGAGCCGAGGUGACUCUGGGCGGCGGACUAACCUUCCUUCAAGACGUGUUUGUGUCCGUGGUGGAGGGAGGAAUUGAUGGUGGUGGUAGU
Messenger RNA from Portunus trituberculatus (swimming crab), 621 nucleotides. RefSeq lists its product as uncharacterized. The transcript is spliced from 2 exons. The record is from RefSeq and is a predicted model, not a curated record. Lineage: Eukaryota; Metazoa; Arthropoda; Malacostraca; Decapoda; Portunidae. The annotation marks the transcript as partial.